AACUUCUCAUCGUCACGCUCGGGCACGGGCACGGGCACGGGAUCGGGAUCGGGAGGCGCGCUCCCGCGCCUGGCAAGCGGCACCGCGUGAGGGUGGAAGCCGACCCGAGGCCUCGCGCAGCAACUGAAAAUGAAUAGGUAAUUGAUGAAGACUUUACGGCUCAGGGAUCUGUGAAGAUGAGCACUUUAAGUGAAGGAAAAGAACCACUGGAGUUGGUUGGCCAACUGCUAAGUGAACCAGGACAAUUCGCGUAUGGCGGCCUGUGUGGUGUUACGCUUUCAUUACUGUUUCCUGGAGAGGAGCACAGGCUGUUCAGAGUACAAUUUAUUGAAGGGCUUGUACAAUGGUUGCAGCUGUCAGAAUCUGUCUUGCCUGUCAUGGAGGCCUUUACCAAUGGAAUGGGAGGGGAAGGUACUGACACAUUUGCAGAUGUGCUGCUCAAAGAACCAGCUUUAAAGGAUAAUCCAAUCUUGAUCACCCGGGAUCUUGUUUCCUUUUCCCUAAAAGAUGGAUACUAUGAUGCACGUGCAAGGGCUCUAAUCCGUCACAUCACGUGGCUGUUAAGAAUUCCAUUCGAAGAACUGGAGCUCUUUGAAGAAUCAUUGGUGGAGAGUCUAAAAGAAUAUAAAGAAAAAGACACAGAAGAAUUUGAAAUUUCUCAGAAGAAAAAGGAUCGUAAAAAGAAGCUAAAGCGAUAUUUCCUUAUUGGACUUGCUACAGUAGGCGGUGGAACAGUGAUCGGGCUCACCGGUGGUCUCGCUGCCCCCCUUGUGGCAGCUGGAGCUGCAGCUAUCGUAGGGACUGCAGGCGCAGCUGCCAUUGGGUCCACGGCUGGAAUUGCCAUUAUGGCAUCUUUAUUUGGGGCAGCAGGUGCGGGUCUGACAGGAUACAAAAUGAAGAAACGAGUGGGAGCUAUUGAAGAGUUUGAGUUCCUUCCUCUAACUGGUGGAAAUCAACUGCACAUCACCAUUGCUGUCACUGGCUGGCUAUGUACAGGAAAAUACGGAAGUUUUGAGGCACCAUGGCGAAGUCUACUACAGUCCAAAGAGCAGUACUGCCUGGCCUGGGAGUCAAAAUAUUUGAUGGAACUCGGUAAUGCCCUCGAUUCUCUGCUGAAUGGUCUGGUUAAUAUUGUGGCACAGGAAGCCCUGAAGUACACUGUUCUCUCAGGUAUCGUGACUGCAUUGACGUGGCCAGCCUCACUACUGACUGUUGCCAGUGUCAUCGACAAUCCGUGGGGAGUCUGCCUCAGUCGAUCCGCUGAAGUUGGAAAGCAUUUAGCCCAGGUGCUGCUGAGCAGACAGCAGGGCCGGAGACCAGUCACCUUGGUCGGCUUUAGCCUUGGAGCACGAGUAAUUUAUUUCUGUCUUCAGGAGUUGGUUCAAGAGAAAGAUUGUGAAGGAAUUAUUGAAGAUGUCGUGUUACUGGGAGCACCAGUGGAAGGUGGGACCAAACACUGGAAACCUCUCACUAAAGUGGUUGCAGGCCGUAUAAUCAAUGGCUAUUGCAGGGGAGAUUGGCUUCUAAAUUUUGUGUAUCGUAGUUCUUCAGUACAACUGAAUGUAGCAGGUCUACAGCCAAUUGUUAUGGAUGAUACAAAAAUGAUUAAUGUGGAUCUUUCGUCCAUUGUGAAUGGACACUUAGAUUACAUGAAGCAAAUGGACACAAUAUUAAAGGCUGUAGGUGUGAAAACUAAGGACUGCCGCCUGGAGGACAAAUGGAAUAUUAGCCCCAGCUCUAACCCGGAUGAGAAGUGUGCAAGUAAAGGAGAGGAGCCUUUAGGUAGCUCAGAAAUCAAGUCUGCUGCUGGAAAGAAUGGGGCACAAAUGGCCAUUGCUGAGUCCUCCAAUUUGUUGUUAGAAGGUAAUCUUUUGGGGUCACCAAAGACAAACCACCAUUCUACUGGUGCAGAAGAUUCGAUACCAGUGAUACAAUCUACACUUUCUCCUGUCAGAGAUAGAACUACUGAUCACGAAGUAUUAUCUGGAGCUUCUGAACUUGCCAGAGACCAAAAAAAACUUUAAUUAUAAAUUGCAAAUCUGGUUGUCCUGGAACCUGAAUUAUAGUAUAAGAGACAGGCAGAACUGAAAAUCCAGAGGAAUAAAGCUGAGUACCACUGUCUUUGCUCUAAUGGAAGAUUGGACCAGUUGGUGAUUUGUGAACAUUAUCUGUGAAAGCCUUAUUAAUUAACGUAAAUUAAUUUUGGACUGGAAUAUUACUGAUAACAUUGCUGUAUUAGAAGUGAGCUGCUAAGAAAACAGAGAUCUCAUGCAACACACACAAAAUGCUGGUGAACGCAGCAGGCCAGGCAGCAUCUAUAGGAAGAAGUACAGUCAACGUUUUGGGCUGAGACCCUUCGUCAGGACUAACUGAAGGAAGAGCUAGUAAGAGAUUUGAAAGUGG
Mobula hypostoma (lesser devil ray) is the source of this 2403-nucleotide messenger RNA. It is a transcript of the gene tmco4, whose product is annotated as transmembrane and coiled-coil domains 4. The record is from RefSeq and is a predicted model, not a curated record. Bases 177 to 2024 code for a protein of 615 amino acids. The transcript has 14 exons. NCBI's taxonomy places the organism in Eukaryota, Metazoa, Chordata, Chondrichthyes, Myliobatiformes, Myliobatidae.